GCCCAGGCAGCCGGAGACCGGAAGCCGAUUACGAAACUUGUCCUGUUCUUUGCUUCGGACGGGCGCGAUAAUAAGCUUCUCAUCAGAGGUCUUUGACCGGGUACGUCAGAGAAAAAACCCUUGGUGGUUAUAUAAAGCGGAGCCCCGGUUUCCAGUCAACCAACUGUGUCAAUUCAACCACUUUCGUUUGGACGAGGAGACGAAAUUCCAGGGAGGAAAAGAAGAGAGCCUGACACGCAAGAUGAGCUUAGCCAGAAAAACGAUCGUGCUCCUUUUGGGAGCGUACAUGACUGCAGCAUUGCCGCUCCCUGAAGAACCGGACACCUUUGACAAUGCUACAUUGGAUCUACGCCCCAAUGGAAUGCCUGCAUUUGAGAUCAUCGCUGUGGAGCCAACAUUCGAGCAGAUGGAAAUGUUUGGGACAAAAAAUGAAGAGGACAGCAUGGACCUGAUCGUGAAACAGUAUUUUCAGAUGACACCAGAUUUACGAAACAUUACGUUUGAAGGCGACGUUGUCCUUGGUUUUGACGUCGACGAAUACAACAUGACGCGCCCACUCGAGACCGCAGUACGCAACCGUAACAGGCGCUGGCCAAACGGCGUGGUGCCUUAUUUCAUCGACAAUGCCUUUGAUGCUGGAGCGAGGGGCCGCAUCUUAAACGCCAUUCGGAGGUACCACGAGACCACUUGUCUACGAUGGGUUCAAAGAACCAAUCAGAGAGAUUAUGUGCAUAUUGUGCCAAGGCAGGGGUGUUUCUCGGCAGUCGGUCGUCGGGGCGGGCGACAGGAACUCUCCGUGGGUGGAACCUGCAACUUUGCCCGUGGGGUCAUCAUGCACGAGAUGAUGCACGCCGCGGGCUUCCAACACGAGCAGACGCGGACGGAUAGGGACCAGUUUGUCACCGUCUUCUUACAGAACGUCAUACCGGGCCUUGAGUACAACUUCCAGCGCUACAGCGCCGACUUCAUCGACAACCUCCAGACCCAGUAUGACUAUUUCUCUAUCAUGCACUACCCACGGAAUGCCUUCACCAGAAACGGCCGGGACACCAUCGUACCACGCCAGAACGUCGCCAUUGGUAACAGAAAUGACUUCAGCACCACGGACAUAUUCAAACUCAAUACCUACUACGAAUGUGGUGAUAGAAGAACCGGGACCGGGACGACACCCGAAAAUAAUUGCGUCGACAACAAUGUCAACUGCCAGUUCUGGGCCAGUAUCGGCGAGUGUCAGGAAAAUCCAGCCUACAUGACCGUGAACUGCCGCCGUAGUUGCGGCAUCUGCAGUGCCGGUAGAGCCAUCACCACUCAAGAUUCCGUGUGCAUGGAUAUGGACGAACGCUGUGGGCUGUGGGCCAGCCAAGGCGAAUGUCAAAACAACCCCCAAUGGAUGCUGCCCAACUGUGAACAGAGCUGUGGCCAGUGCACGCAGAGCAAUGUCGCCUGCAUGGAUCUCAACGAGAACUGUGACAUGUUGGCAUUGAACGGCGACUGCGAGAUCAACAGCGAGUACAUGACGGAGUACUGUCAAUUGAGCUGCGGGUUGUGCCAGGGGGGCCCCGGUAGCGGCGUGGACACGACCAAACUACACCACACCUGUCUGCUCCUGGAGGCUGUCCUGCUCUUCGCCGUUUUGCUUAAGCAGUAGUCCGUGGCGGUACCAACCUUCCUGACUGAAUUCGGUGUGACGUAAUUGCCCGAUUUUGUUCUCACACAUGUUCUUAUAAUAAUUGCUGCCAUGACCAGUGAUGACUGCAAUCUUAAAAGUGUUAUUUUUCACAGUCAUGUAUAUCUUUCAAUACACGAACAAAUAAGAGGGACCCAGAACUAAUACGCCGAGCUAUAAUACACAACCUGUGAGCUACAUUAUUAUUGUAAUUCAAGCUUUUGAAGAUUGACAAGGUAGACAUUUAUGCAGUAUUUUAUGGGAAGAUGUAGUACUCGACAAAUGGAAUGCUAAAAUAUGAAGGCAGAUUUACAGUCUUUCACAAUCAAAUAAAAAUCCUGUCACUUGGAUGCACUUGCCUGGCAGCCACAAGGCAAAAUAUGGGUCUUUAUUUAAUUUAAGACACUCACCAUAAUGAACACGACAUGUAGUACUGCAGGGAACAUUGUAUUAGAAAGUGGUUCAUCUUUUCUCCAAGUCCUAUCAGCUGUUUUUAGAUUACAAAUCCCGCCCUCUGCAGUAUGGCGGCCCUCCUGAAAACUGCUUCGAGUUUUAUUUUUAUAUUAUAUUUAUUGUCUCUCAAAAUUGGCAUAGUUACUAUUUUGAUGUUUCAUAGCUCUCAGUCUUUUAUGAGUACUAAAUUUAUUUAAUUCAAUUAUAACUGUAAAUUUAAAUCUCAUAAAAGUGUAUUUUUUAGAUGUAAAAGAUGAUAUUUGUCAGAUUGGACAGCCUGUUUUCAAAAAUACCGUAUUAAAAUUACACAUAAAAUUGUGAAACGUCCUGAAAAACAUGUACAGUAUUGCUCUGUCCCACGAGUGAAAUGC
Molecule: messenger RNA, 2490 nt
Organism: Acanthaster planci (crown-of-thorns starfish)
Lineage: Eukaryota; Metazoa; Echinodermata; Asteroidea; Valvatida; Acanthasteridae
Product: low choriolytic enzyme-like
Biological process (GO): proteolysis
Molecular function (GO): metalloendopeptidase activity; zinc ion binding
Source: RefSeq, a predicted model, not a curated record